GUACCUCCUCGCGCCUGAAGGUACUGUAGUACUCUUUAGUACCGUACGGUACACUAAGUACGAGUGAGGUCAGCAGGGAACAUACAACCGCGAGGUGAUUGCUGUCGUGAGCUUAGCGUAAGGAUCGCUGCAUUGAAGGAGGGUGUCAGCGCUAACGGGGAGUACUUACUAACAGUAUCACCAGCACCUCCUUGGUAUAGUCUUCUUGUGCUCCCUGAUAAAGCAUCCAGCAAUGGCUUCGUUAGUUGCGAUCUCAGCAUUCAUACCCACUAUGGGUUGUUCCCCGCAUUCCGCGGUGGCUAUUCCCUCCCGUUCACAUUUCCUGGGCGCGGCCCGAUUCCAAUCCGUUAGGUCCUCGUUCUCACUAAAUUUCACGAAUCAUGCGCGCACAGCUGGGCUCGCCAAUCGGUAUCAAGUGCCACGUGGCAACCUUUCAAUUGGUAUCUCUGCUUCAGCAAAAGCAACCGCGUCAGCAAACCCCACCACGUCAGCAGCCUCCGCCACGUCAGCCACCUCCGCUCGGCCCAAGGCGAAGAUCUGCGGGGUAACCUCCGAGGAGGACGCCGCGUUUGCCGCCGCGAAUGGCACCGCGUUCGUCGGCAUGAUCCUGUGGCCCAAGGCGAAGCGCUCGAUCCCCUUGCCCAUGGCGGCGAGAGUCGCGGCGGCCGCGAGGGCGGGCGGUGCGGUGCCCGUGGGCGUGUUCGUGGACGAAAACGCGGCGGAAAUCGAAGCGGCUUGUAGAGAGGCGGGAGUGUUCGUCGCACAGCUGCAUGGAGACGUGGCGCGCGCAUCCCUCGCUGACCUUCCCCCCUGGCUGUCCACCGUCUUUGUGCUCCACGCCGACAAGCACGGCGCUGUGCAAACCCCUCUGCCCUCCUCGCUCGCUCCGUCCUCCACUUCCUCCUCCUCCUCCUCCUCCUCCUCCUCCUCUUCGUGUGUGCGGCCGCAACCAGACUGGAUCCUCAUCGACGGCAUACAAGGGGGCAGUGGAGAGCGAUUCGAUUGGACCAAUCUGAAAGUGCCAGCUGGCGAGAGCAGAAGAGGUUGGAUUCUAGCUGGUGGCCUGAAUGCAGAGAAUGUGGCAGAGGCAGCUGCAGUGCUUUCUCCCUCUGUUGUGGAUGUUUCGAGUGGAGUUACAAAAGAGGAUGGUAUUCAGAAAGACCAUGUGAAGGUUGCUUUAUUCCUAAGAAAUGCUAUGGGUGUGUAACCGUACCAAGGCUGCUCUAAUUGAGGUAAUACUAUGGUUUUUUUGGCUGUCAAACGGCCCUCGCGAUUGCGAGA
Messenger RNA from Closterium sp. NIES-67, 1281 nucleotides. Lineage: Eukaryota; Viridiplantae; Streptophyta; Zygnematophyceae; Desmidiales; Closteriaceae. The record is from the annotation of a GenBank genome assembly.